This is a messenger RNA of Sabethes cyaneus, 4863 nucleotides long. It is a transcript of the gene Hydr2, whose product is annotated as abhydrolase domain-containing protein 2. The record is from RefSeq and is a predicted model, not a curated record. Gene Ontology annotation, cellular component: sperm flagellum; sperm plasma membrane. Gene Ontology annotation, molecular function: acetylesterase activity; monoacylglycerol lipase activity. Lineage: Eukaryota; Metazoa; Arthropoda; Insecta; Diptera; Culicidae. Bases 554 to 1765 code for a protein of 403 amino acids. Gene Ontology annotation, biological process: medium-chain fatty acid biosynthetic process; steroid hormone receptor signaling pathway; medium-chain fatty acid catabolic process. The transcript has 6 exons.
UUGAUGCGAAGUAGUGUUCGUGACUGUGACAACGGAGACGAUUAUUUGACUGUCCCUGUGCUGUGAUGUGAUACAGUUCAGCCAGCAGCGGUGUGUGCCAGUCAGCAGUCUAAUGGAGCGUUUCGGAUGUAGUACACAUACGGUCUAAUUAGCGAGUGGUUUCCUCGGACGGAACACACCAGUUUGCCAGCGGGCUUUACCGUCCGAACCUCGAAGACACAAAGUAGGCAGAUUCGAUUGAACGUUCCCCGUGGAAAAUGGUGAUUUUUCGAAUGGAUGAAUAACUCUGGAUGAAAGUUUUACGAUAUUCCAUUGAUUUUUCAUAUCGUGCUAUUUGGAUUGUGCAGCCGGUCACUGUGUAGCAGUUUAGUUAGGUUGUGGAAGAAAUAUGUGUUGUUCCUGAAGCAAAGAUCAAAUUUCAAUCAAAGUGGAGCAAACUAUGCUGUCGUUUUCGAAAGCAGCAAAAAAUUAGCCAUCGUGUGAAGAAAAAUCUCCUUUCAUUCCGUUAGACCGAUUACAUUCAACAAACGAGUCUGUGACAACCUGUCGAAAAAUGUCCCCAGCAUUCCUGGCGGUGAUCGCCGUUAUCUUAUGCAUUUUAUUCCGUCUUCUGAAUGUUAACAGUCAACCACAGAUUCCGCAUCUACUUUGCUGUGAUGGCCAGUUCAUGGAGUGCUUCAACAAAAUCGCCCCGAUGCUGCGAGAUCCAUACAUUCCAACGCGCUUGUGGGGAUUCAGUGGGCACAUCCAAACAAUCAUUCACAGCAUCGUGGGCCGGGUAAAAUGUCCUUGGCCUUUGGGCGAGCGGGUCUAUCUGGCGCUGGCGGACGGUUCAACGCUCACCUACGACCUGUAUCAACCGCUGAUAACCACCGUUGAAGACGACAUCACAGUUGCUAUAUGUCCUGGAAUAGGUAACUCUUCCGAGUCGGUGUAUAUCCGUACGUUCGUUCACUACGCACAAUGUCACGGCUACCGUUGUGCCGUGUUAAAUCAUAUCGGUGUUCUGGAUAGUGUUCAAGUAACGUCUAGUCGCAUUUUCACAUACGGCCACACGGACGAUUACUCGGAGAUGAUUAACAGCCUGGUGAAAAAGUAUCCCACAACCAACAUCGUUUCCGUCGGUUUCUCACUGGGUGGUAAUUUAAUUUCCAAGUAUCUGGGCGAAUCAGUGCGACCGAAAAACAUAAUCGGAGGCGUUUCCAUUUGCCAGGGAUACAAUGCUGUCAUAGGUACACAAUGGUUGCUCAAAUGGCAAAAUUUCCACCGCUUCUAUUUGUACGUUUUGACGGAAAAUGUAAAAAGCAUAAUUAUGAAGCACCGGCACGUGCUACUGGCAGACGACAUUAAGCAGCGACAUAUGCUGAACGAGCGAGACAUUGCGGCGGCGGCCACGCUGCCCGAGCUGGAUGAGGCUUACACGCGACGGGUUCACAAUUUCAAGACUGUGAAAGACAUGUACAGUUGGAGCAGUUCGAUUAACUAUCUUGCCAAUAUCAAACGACCGAUGGUAUUCGUUAACGCUAGAGACGAUCCGCUAGUUCCGGAUAUUUUGCUGGAUCCGGUCAAGGAAUUUGCUACUACGCACAAUCGCACUCUUUACAUCGAGCUGGCAAACGGCGGUCAUCUAGGUUUCUACGAGGGUGGUUUGAUCUACCCGAAUCCCGUGACCUGGCUUGAUAGGGCUUUGGUAGCACUGAUCGGUGGCAUUGUAAUGUCGCACAAUGAUCUGCUAGUGGCGAAACAAAGUGCAGCCAUAAUUUAAGAUACGCUAUCAUUCCCCUCGCCAGCAUCCAGCUACUAUAAUAACAACAACAACAACUACAACUAUUCCAGAAGCAACGGCAUCAUCGGAUGGUGCCGCCAGUGGCUAUCGCCUCUGGUGGCUAUACCGUCGACACCUUCUAUCCAUGGUGUGCUAAUUGCGUUGUUUAAACUACUGCUGUCUACCAUAUUCCGGCGAAAGACCGAAUUCAUUCCUGCCGGAUCCUCCACUGUGUCGACCCCAUCUCCAACGACAGGUUAGAUUUAUGUUCCAUUUUUUUAACAUCUUUUAAAAACUCGGCGGAUCUAUUUGGCGAAGGGAAUGAUGAAACAAAUCAAGGAUUUUUCAAUACAGAAUAAUAUAAUUAAAAUGGUUUUAUCGCACUAUUAUAAAAGGUAGGUCCUCGGUAGGACCUCGACGGACGCAACGUCGCUAAAUUUUAUUUCGCGUGCACUCUGUUAAUUUUCCUAAAUUUCGAAACCAGUGUUUGCAGUCUGGUUUAAUUGCUGCUUUUUAAACAAUAAUUUAAUGACAUGUAUUCUAAGUUUCUUGCUCGUAUGCUGAAUAAAUAAACGGUAAUAAACCUUAUGCCAGAUGGAAGGUUUCAAAAAACAGCAAGUAAAAAUUUAGAUUGUGAUAAAAAGUAAUUUAUCGAAUAACUUAUAAGGCAGCCGAUUCUCUUUUCAAUGACAAAAAAAUUGUGAAUAAGUUAACACCAUUCUACUGUAACGCGCCUUACAGUAACCGCAGCAGUAAUUAUUACAUAUACAUAUAUGCAUAUAUUCGUGACCUAGUCCGAUUCUUGUGUGCGUGUGUAAGCGUUAAGUGUAAUUGAUCUGGCACAAAGCAAUGUGAUCUUAAAAUUCCGCUACUUCACAGUUACAGAGUACAAAAAAAUGGUACGAAAAAAAAUCGAAUCACCUAAACUCUGUCGCCAAUUGAUUUGAUGGUUAACAAAAUGGUAAAGCGAUGCACGAAAAUUAUCGGAAAGUCAAUAGUUUAAUAUGAUUUACUUUCUUCCAAACUCUGUGAGCAUGCAGUCAGUUUUUUUUUCGUUUAAAGUGGAUUAAAAACGACUCAUUUUGUUCAUUCGAUUAACUUUUUCGGUAUCAAUUAUGGUGCUUUUAAAGGUACAAAUUAUAAGACAAUAAUAAGGCAUGCAUGCACAAUUCAAAUACGGUUUAUGGCCCUAAUUCCGUGCCAUCUCGUGCACAUUUGAAAAACAUUUUCUAAUAUUCUUGUGUUUCCAUUGCUUAACAAUUUAAAAUAUUAUAAGCUAUAAAAAGCGAACGAAAACAGCAUUUGCUAAUAAUGUUGUGUCCCACAUUGCCAAGCCAAAGUUUGAAUUCACGAGAUAGAAGAACCUCCAAAACUGCCAUCAUUUUGAAAGGAAAGCAAAAACACGUGAUUCAAAAUACAAUCCAUAAUAAAAUAGCGACGCUCGGUUCAGCGCGCUCGGAAUUGGGAAUCAACAUCGCGAUCAGAUUUUCUAAGAUUAGGGUUUAUUUUGACAUUUUUCUCCUGAAGCAUAUUAAAUAACUAGCAGAAUUUAAAAUUUGGGUGGCUGACAAUUCGGAAGACACUCAAUUAGGUACACGGAAUUACGGCCAAUCGCGGUAUUCGUGCUUAAAAUUACUGAUGGCAGAUGUUCCCAAUUGGUACACAAUAAACAGUCCUUUAAUACGCAGGACAGAAUGGCAGCUUUUUUUCUAAUUAUUUCACAGAAAACUGCCAAAUUACUAUUAUUUUUCCUUAGCUUCAAUUUGUUCUUGAAUCGUCAUUAACACCAGAAAACCUUUUUGAUUCCUUAGUCACAUCCAUGUCAUUGACAUGAAACCAGGACCACCGAUAUAUAUACACAUAAUUUUUUUCUUUCCAUGAAACGAAUACAAAUAUCUCGAAUAUUUAUAUCACGUUUAUCGUGAUGUAUAUCAUAAUUACUAUUUCUUGUUUUGUACUUUGUGUUAGCUGUUAGCUCACUCACGCGGUGUGUUCUUUUGAGCAAUUUAGCAUUUUUCCAACGCCAAAAAACGUAACUUGAAAUAUUGACUUAGUCGCUGUUCACUUCAAACGUAUAUUGAAAAAUACUGAUUAAAGUUAAUGUUGUUUUUCCAUGCUUUCAACAUUAGCCAACAAUCAUUCCAUAGAAAACUCGAGCACUGCUAUCAGGAAACACAAAAAAUGUUGCUGAUUGAGAGAGACGACACUAAACUCUCAAAACUAUGGAUGUGAAUUCACGUUACAAUCAUCGGUUUAUUACUUCACCGAUAUUUGAAUCUUUUUUGUUAGGAAUAUUCUUUUAAACUUUUGUUAUAAGUAUUUCAUCAAAAUGCUUCUCAAAUAUGUCUAUGUAUUAACCGAACUAUAUAUAGUAUAUCCGCCUGUCCCCUUAUCCGUUACUCUUAAGGAAUUAAAUUAGUCGUAUACUCAUAUCCAGUAAGCUUCAACAAUUGUUUGCCGGAGUUAAAUCAUCACACAACCAAAAAUGUAAUCGAAUGUUUCUAUACAAAAACUGAACUUCGAGGGUACUUCUGUCUGAUGUAGUAAGUAUUAUACCAAUUAUAGGACAACGUUUGGAUAGCAACAUAAGCCUUUUAUCGAAUUUGAAAAACGAUAUAAAUGUUUGGAUAACCAUUUACAACCCACUUAGGUGAAUCAAUACAAAACUUUAUGUAGCGCUGUACCAUAGGUAACAGAAAUUCGAUGUUUAUAUACCUAAUUGACUGUUGGUGUACGCCUGUUUAGUAAAACACUAACAAUAAAUCAAAAGUACGCGAAAUAGGAAUUUUAUAACAUUCCAGUAUUUGAUCAUUACACUGAAAAAAAAAACAAGUGUGUGAGUUGAGUCCACAGAAGCACAGACAUCAAACGCAAGUGGAAAAGUAUUGUUUUCAAAACGCACAUAGAGAAGUGACAUUUUACCAAAAAUGAUUCAGUUAGGUAAGCAUGUAGGACCGAAGAAAGAUGUUCCAAAAAGUAAAGGCAUUUUUGUACAACUAGCUUUUUAUGGAAUUGAGAUGGCAAAAAAAUAUUCUCAAAUAGUGACCAAUGAAGAAGUGCUAUAGUUUGAAUAAAGCAAUGACGAAUUGUGUAAAAAU